Molecule: messenger RNA, 2410 nt
Organism: Erpetoichthys calabaricus (reedfish)
Lineage: Eukaryota; Metazoa; Chordata; Cladistia; Polypteriformes; Polypteridae
Gene: frmd6
Product: FERM domain containing 6
Exons: 14
Coding region: 236-2059 (607 amino acids)
Biological process (GO): positive regulation of hippo signaling
Cellular component (GO): cytoskeleton; cytoplasmic side of apical plasma membrane
Source: RefSeq, a predicted model, not a curated record
CCCCAUUCCACAUGCGGAGAAAGGAGUACUCGAGCAGAGUGGAGUAGAACGAAACAGUGCGGGUGUGUCAUUGGGAUUUUUCUCUGGCGAAUGUAAGGAUUUAGGAUUUCUUCUGGAAGCCUGUCAACGUAUCCAUGCCUGUGUCUGUGCACCCACCCUGGUGUGAUGAUUUAAGGGACACGCUGGAGCUACUUGGCUCUGUCGGCGGGUACAGCUGAGUAAGCCGUGACAAAAAAUGAACAAACUGAACUUUCACAACAAUAAAACGAUGCAGGACCGCCGUUGUGUGUGUGUAUUUCUCCCCAAUGAUGACACACUGAACAUUGUUGUCAAUGUGAAGGUACUAUGUCAGGAACUGCUUAUACAGGUGUGCGAUCUUCUCCGCCUCAAAGACUGCCAUCUUUUUGGACUCAGUGUCAUCCAGAAUAAUGAACACAUUUACAUGGAGCUAGGCCAAAAAUUGUCUAAGUACUGUCCUAAGGAAUGGAAAAGAGAAUCCAGCAAGGUGAGUGAGGGCAUUGACCAAUUUGGACCUCCAAUGAUUGUUCACUUCAGGGUCCAGUAUUAUGUAGAAAAUGGCCGGUUAAUAAGUGACCGAACUGCUCGCUACUAUUACUACUGGCACCUAAGAAAACAAGUCCUACUGUCCCAAUGUGUCCAGCGUGAAGAAGCCUACUUUCUGCUGGCAGCUUUUGCUCUGCAGGCUGACCUAGGAAACUUCAAACGAAACAAACACUUUUGGAAGUACUUCGAACCAGAGGCCUACUUCCCCCCCUGGGUUAUUGCCAAAAGGGGACGAGAUUACAUUCUGCGCCAUAUCCCCAACAUGCACAAGGAUCAGUAUGCAAUGACGGCUUCAGAAGCGCACCUGAAGUACAUCAAGGAGUCUGCCCAGCUUGAUGAUGUGGCCGUGCAUUACUACCGUCUUUAUAAGGAUAAAAAAGAAGCAGAUGCAUCUUUGACGCUUGGCCUGACACUGCGUGGCAUCCAGAUCUUUCAGCAGAAUACCACUGAUGUGAGACAGCUGCUUUAUGACUUCCCUUGGACCAAUGUGGGAAAACUGGUGUUUGUGGGAAAGAAGUUUGAAAUCCUUCCAGAUGGACUGCCUUCGGCCCGUAAGCUCAUGUACUACACAGGCUGCCCACUUCGUUCUCGUCACCUUUUACAGCUCCUGAGCAAUAGUCAUCGUUUGUUUAUGAACUUACAGCCUGUCCUGAGACAAGUGCGCAAGCUGGAGCAGAGUGAAGAGAAGAAGCAGUAUCGUGAGUCGUAUAUUACAGAUGCUCUGGAACUGGACAUGGAGCACCUGGAGAAGCACUCCCGGGCGAGUGGCAGUAGCGCUGGCAGUGGCUCCCGCCAUAAGCGUCUUUCUCGUAAUUCCACGACCAGCCACAGCAGCUCUCACACUUCUGGCAUAGAAACAGAUAGCUUUCGCACGGCUAGCCAAGCCCCACAUCUCCCACUGCGCACCUGCUCCAGUUCCACAGCCAGCCAUGGUAGCUCUCACACUUCGGGUGUUGAGAGUGGAGACAAGGAGCGACUGGAUGAUGAUGAAGAGAUCGAGAUGUUGGUUGAUGACCCAAAGGAUUAUGAAGUACUCCAUGAACUUGCCCUGGAAGUUAGUCCUGAUUUGUGCAUUCAUAUCACUGAGGACAUGCUGACUUCUGACCAAGUCAAUGGCUACUCAGGUCUGAUUGUCAAGGAGGUCAGUUCUUCCACAUCCAGUUCCUCAGAGACUGUUGUGAAACUGCGUGGGCAGAGCAUUGAUUCUCUGCCACAGACAGUAUCCCGGAAGCCUCGAUCAUCAACAGACCGGCACAGCCAGAGUCUAGACGACAUUCGACUGUAUCAGAAAGAGUGUCUUCACUGGACUGAACUCUGCCAAGAAACUGCACAGAGCUACACAUUUGGAUGUGUCCAGGACCUUAGUGAUGUGGGCUACCACAGUCUGGCAGAGCAGUGUGUGGGCAUCAAGGAUGCCACUAACUUCCCAAUCAAGAGGACCAGCAAGUACUUCUCUCUGGAUCUGACAGACGAGGUCCCAGAGUUUGUUGUCUGAUCUGGUUGUGGAUACCAUGACGUUUUCCUAUCGGCAAACUGCUCUUCCAGGAGCUAUGAGGUCAGGAGGCUGGAUAGACUGCUUGACUUCUUGGAUACUGGACACUAGGAAUUCUGAGCUAGAGUGGAGAAAGACAAGAUUUCUUUUCAGUUAAGCUCUAAGUCUCUUUUGGACGAGACGUCUCCUAAAUGGCAGAAACGUGUGAACAGAUGCAGAAGGUUAAUGGAAAUUAAGCCAUUCAAAGUUUCAUCAGAGCAAGCCAUAUUCCCAAUAUGACCAAGCAUUGUGGGUAAUUUUCUACUGAGGUCACUUUUAGGUCAAUUAUUGGCAGUGCAGUUUCAAUUUCCAGGG